AUGAGGCUCCUCGCUACCGGCAGAGCUCUUAGGGUCCAUCGCUCACGAUGGUCAAUCAACCGAGUCAAUGGCCAGGGGGCUUGCGCAUUGUUUACAGCAACUGUUGCGAACCGCCCCAGGCUUAGGUAUUCAAGCUCAUCUCAAGCACCAGAGCAAAAGCCAACAGCGUCGGCAACAGCGACACCAAAUCCAGCGACUACGCACUCGACACUAGGCGCAAAGACGACAGGCACAAUUACGGUGGAAGACAAAACAUAUCCAACGGAUCAAUGGACGAACGCAACCUCUUCUAUCCUGUCCCACGUCUCCAAACGACUAUAUUCGCAGGAGAACCACCCGCUAUACAUAACACGAAAAUUAAUCGAGACCCAAUUCUCCGGUCCAACAUAUGGAAACUAUACCGAAAAGAACCCCGUUGUCACAACAGUCCAGAAUUUUGAUGUCCUGGGAUUUCCAGCAGAUCAUCCCGGACGCAGUCGAACCGAUACUUAUUACGUGAACGAGAAGACCGUCCUACGAACGCAUACCAGCGCACAUCAAGCAGAAUAUUUUCGUCGCAUGGCAGAGGAGAACAGUACGGAGGAUGGGUAUACAGUUGCGGCCGAUGUUUAUCGAAGGGAUGCAAUUGAUAGGAGUCAUUAUCCGGUGUUUCAUCAGAUGGAAGGAGCCCGAUUGUGGAAGCGUACGCCAGGCAUGACUGCAUCAGAGAGUGCGGCCAGAAUUCUCGAGGAUCUCAAGAAAUUACCCACGCAUGGUGUCGAGGUUGAGGACCCGAACCCGGUCACGCAUUCCGAACGCAAUCCACUACAGUCAGACUAUCAUUCUGAAGAAGAAGUCGAGGCAAUCGCAGCCCAUCUCAAACGGAACCUAGAGCUUUUAGUUGUCAGGAUUUUCUCCGAAGCUUCCAAGGUGUCCCAGGCCUCUGGUGCGCAAUCUGAACCUUUGAAGAUUAGAUGGGUAGAGGCAUACUUCCCCUUCACUAGCCCGUCCUGGGAACUUGAGGUGUUCUGGCAGGGUGAUUGGCUCGAGGUUUUAGGCUGCGGAGUCAUCAGGCAAGAAUUACUCAAUAACUCUGGCGUUCCCGAUCGAAUCGGUUGGGCAUUUGGACUUGGCCUGGAGCGUAUUGCGAUGCUUCUCUUUGAAAUCCCAGACAUCCGUUUAUUCUGGUCCAAGGACGCUCGGUUCCUGUCGCAGUUCAAAGACGACAAGAUUGUCCGUUUCCAGCCCUUCUCCAAAUUCCCCGAAUGCUACAAAGAUGUUGCUUUCUGGUUAAACUCGGCUACGUCAAGUGCCGCUGGCGGCGCUGUCCCUUUCCACGACAAUGAUAUGAUGGAGAUUGUCCGAGAGUGCGCCAAGGACAUUGUGGAGGAUGUCAAGCUAGUAGAUGAGUUUGUGCAUCCGAAAACCGGACGCAAGAGUCUAUGUUACAGGAUCAACUAUCGAAGCCUGGAGCAUACGUUGACCAACAAAGAGGUGAAUGUGGUUCAUGAGCAGGUCCGACAGACAUUGGUGGAGAGAUUCGGGGUGGAGAUCAGAUGA
Molecule: messenger RNA, 1539 nt
Organism: Talaromyces marneffei
Lineage: Eukaryota; Fungi; Ascomycota; Eurotiomycetes; Eurotiales; Trichocomaceae
Exons: 1
Coding region: 1-1539 (512 amino acids)
Biological process (GO): phenylalanyl-tRNA aminoacylation
Cellular component (GO): mitochondrion; cytoplasm
Molecular function (GO): ATP binding; phenylalanine-tRNA ligase activity; tRNA binding
Source: RefSeq, a predicted model, not a curated record